This is a messenger RNA of Charadrius vociferus (killdeer), 1479 nucleotides long. It is a transcript of the gene NRBP2, whose product is annotated as nuclear receptor binding protein 2. Bases 1 to 1479 code for a protein of 492 amino acids. Gene Ontology annotation, biological process: endoplasmic reticulum to Golgi vesicle-mediated transport; protein phosphorylation; intracellular signal transduction. Lineage: Eukaryota; Metazoa; Chordata; Aves; Charadriiformes; Charadriidae. The transcript is spliced from 18 exons. Gene Ontology annotation, cellular component: cytoplasm; endomembrane system. The record is from RefSeq and is a predicted model, not a curated record. Gene Ontology annotation, molecular function: protein serine/threonine kinase activity; ATP binding.
AUGAGUGUGACCAUCGGCUGUGGGUGUGGGCUGCUGGGAAGUGGGCUUCACGUGGGGGUCCACGUGGGGGUUCCCAUCCCUCUGCAGGAGUGGGGCCGGGAGGUGAAUCAGGGGAACAUGCCGGGCAUCCAGAGCACCUUCCUUGCCAUGGACACGGAGGAAGGCGUGGAGGUGGUGUGGAACGAGCUGCUGUUCACCGACAAGAAGGCCUUUAAAGCGCACGAGGAGAAGAUCAAGACCAUGUUUGAGCAGCUGGUGCUUGUGGAUCACCCCAACAUCGUGAAGCUUCACAAAUACUGGCUGGACGUCAAAGACUCAAAGGCGCGGGUCAUCUUCAUCACAGAGUACGUGUCCUCAGGGAGCCUGAAACAGUUCCUGAAGAAAACCAAGAAAAACCACAAGGCCAUGAAUGCCAGGGCCUGGAAGCGCUGGUGCACUCAGAUCCUGUCUGCUCUCAGCUUCCUGCACUCCUGUGAGCCCCCCAUCAUCCACGGCAACCUCACCAGCGACACCAUCUUCAUCCAGCACAACGGGCUCAUAAAGAUUGGCUCAGUCUGGCACAGGGUGUUUGCAAAUGCCCUCCCGGACGACCUGCGAAGCCCCAUCAGGAUCGAGAGGGAAGAGCUACGCAAUCUGCAUUUCUUUCCCCCGGAGUACGGCCAAAAAGCUGACGGGACUGCUGUGGACAUCUUCUCCUUCGGGAUGUGUGCACUGGAGAUGGCAGUGCUGGAGAUCCAGACUAACGGGGACACGCGGGUCUCGGAGGAGGCGAUCAUGCGGGCACGACAUUCUCUGGACGAUCCCAACAUGCGGGAGUUCAUUCUGUCGUGCUUGACCCUCAACCCAGACAAGCGACCAACAGCGAACAACCUGCUUUUCCACCGGGUGCUCUUUGAGGUCCAUUCCCUCAAGCUGCUGGCGGCGCACUGCUUUAUCAACAACCAGUAUCUGAUGCCAGAGAACGUGGUGGAGGAGAAGAUAAAGGAAUUGGACCUGAACAUGGUGAUGGCAGAGAUCCGGAGAGAGGGUCGGCCUGGAGCACAGUGGAGGUACUCGGAGGUCUCCUUCCUUGAACUCGACAAAUUCUUAGAAGAUGUCAGGAAUGGGAUUUAUCCCCUGAUGAACUUCGCUGUUUCCAGACCCCACGCCCUCCCACGCGUACUCUCCCAGCCCCAGGAGGACCCUCAGAAAGCCAAGACUCCCACCCCAGAGCCCUUUGAUGUGGAGACCAGGAAGGUGGUGCAAAUGCAAUGUAACAUGGAGCUGAAUGAAGACAAGACCCAGUGGCACCUUACUCUUCUGCUGAUCCUGGAGGACAAAUUGCAUCGACAGUUGAGCUACGACUUGCUGCCCACCGAUAACUCCAAGGACUUGGCCACAGAGCUGGUGCAUUACGGAUUCAUCCACGAGGAUGACUGUGAAAAGCUGGCUAACUUCCUGGAAAACGCCUUCCACAAAUACCGGUCUUCUCCCUUGUGA